CCCCCACAUACUUUUGUAAAUUACAUAACAAUCCUACAAAUUUAAAACAAUUUCAUCACAACCUAAAAUUAUAUUUUAAGAUUCCAAUCCGUCUUCUUCAUUUGGGAAAAGAAAAUGGACAAAACCAAUCUUCCACUUCAUCUUCUUCCUCAUUGUUCUUCUACAUACCAAACCGACCAACUCCUUCAUCCUCUCCUUAUGAGUCAAUAUCAGAACAGUAUUAUUACCCAAACAUAUAUUCGAACGAUUUACGAUCAAUAU
Striga hermonthica is the source of this 261-nucleotide messenger RNA. NCBI's taxonomy places the organism in Eukaryota, Viridiplantae, Streptophyta, Magnoliopsida, Lamiales, Orobanchaceae. The record is from the annotation of a GenBank genome assembly.